This is a messenger RNA of Harpia harpyja (harpy eagle), 1118 nucleotides long. RefSeq names its product solute carrier family 2, facilitated glucose transporter member 11-like. Gene Ontology annotation, biological process: monosaccharide transmembrane transport. NCBI's taxonomy places the organism in Eukaryota, Metazoa, Chordata, Aves, Accipitriformes, Accipitridae. The record is from RefSeq and is a predicted model, not a curated record. Gene Ontology annotation, cellular component: membrane. Gene Ontology annotation, molecular function: hexose transmembrane transporter activity.
AUGGCUGUUUUCCUCUCAGACCUGGUUCAAUACCAGAAGCUAUUGCUAAUGAUUAUGGUGCUAGGAAUUGGUGGAACCCACCUACCUGGUUUUCAAAUGUCUGUGAUCAAUUAUACUUCUCCGAUAAGCAAAUACAUUCAGAAGUUUAUCAACAAAAGUUGGUUGGAGCAAUACAGUUCUGCGCUGCAUCAGGACACAUUAUUGUGGUCCUUCAUCGUGUCUAUGAUGUACUGUGUAGGUGGAAUGAUAGGGUGUCUGUGUAGUGGGUAUCUGACUGCAAAAUACGGAAAGAAGACAUGUCUGCUGUUCAACGAUGUGGUCCUAAUAAUAGCCACGCUGCAUACUGGCUUCAAUAGGAGAGCCAAGUCUUUUGAGAUGAUCCUGAUUGGGCGCUUCCUCAAGGGCAUUGGUGCCGGAAUAAAUAUGAAUGCCCACGUUCAGUAUGCUGGAGAGAUCUCACCUAAGAAGUUGCAUGGAUUUGUAAAUGUGACCUCCUCUGUGUUUCUUGCACUAGGAGAAGCUGUAGCAAGAAUUCUUGGAUUAUGGUUCUUGUGCUACUCCUUCUCAUCCUAUUUUCUAUAUUUUUUUCUUCUGUAUGGCAGGAAAGAUCAGUUCCUCUGGAUGCGUUACUGCAGUGUUAUUCUCAUCUUUUUAUUCAUCAUUGCCCAUGGAAUAGGACAAGCUGGAGCCGUCACAUCUGUCAUGAAUGAAAUCUUCAUCCUCUCAACAAGGUCCUCUGCUUUUGUAAUUGGUGGAAUUGUCAUUUGGCUAGGCCCCACUUCCACUAGAAUGAUCUUCCCCUUUGCUGUCGUGCUUCUUGGUCCUUUUUGCUUCCUCAUCUUUAUGCUGGUCAUUUCAGUGGUUCUCAUCUACCAGUUCCUCCCAGAAACAAAAGGGAAGUCAAACUCUGAAAUCACAGAAGAAUUCAAAAUGUGCCAAUUUAAGAAGAAAUGUCAUCAGAGUGUGGAGAACAAUGCUACCAAAGAAAAGACAUUCUGCACCAAGCUCUGAUAGGCCACCAUAAGCAACUUCCACUGACAAAAACCCUGUCUCAAAAUCAAACUGAAAGCUAAACCUUAACAUGGACUUUUCUCAAUAAAAUGUAAUCCAAAAAGUAA